AUGUCUAGCACUAUAGCACCAGUACUUUUUGUCGCUGUGAUCGAUACUCGAUGCGAGACACUACCGUAUGCUAAAAUUUCCGAAUUUUCUGAAUACCCUCAAGAAGAAGAAGUAUUAUUUAUGUUCGGCACUAUUUUUAAAAUACAUGCAGUAUAUUACCGUGAAAGUUCCGGAAUAUGGGAAGUUAAACUUUCACUUUGUGGAGACGAUGAUCCUCGUCUUAUAGAUAUGGUUAAUUAUAUAAAACAUGAAAUUAAAGAUACAGCAGACUUAGUUACAUUAGGUGAUUUAUUCAUAAAAAUGGGAGAAUAUGAUAAAGCAAAAGAAUUCUAUUGUAAAUAUCAAAGUCGAUUAUCAAUUAACGAUCCAAAUUUAAAACGUGUUUGGCAGGGUCUAUCAAAUAUAGCUGAUAUUGAAGGAAAUUAUUAUAUAUCAAUGUAUAAUUAUACAAAAGCACACGAAUGUUUCGAUGAACAAUUAAAAAUAUGUCGAAAUUUACCAAGUCGUCAUCCACAAUAUGGUAAAUGCUAUUCAAGUAUUGCGAAUUUAUACGAGCUUGAAGGAGAAAAAAAAUUGGCAUUGGAAAAUUAUCAAAAAGCAUACAAAAUCUAUAUACAAUCGCUUCCUGCUUAUCAUCCAGAUACGACCAAAGUAGAACAAUCUAUUGAAAAUUUAUCACCUCAAAAUAAAAUAACAACACAAGCAUUCAAUCAACCGAUUGCUCCUCAAAUGUCUGAAGAAAAAUCAAAAGCGAAUACAAAUAUGGAAACAUUUCUCAUCGUUUGGUUAGAUGCAAACAUCAAUAAAACAAAAGAUAAUGAAGAUACAUAUAAAGCUUUACGUACAAGUGUUAAUUAUCUCAAAACAUUUGAUAAUUUACAAGAAGGUGAAACAUACAUUCGCAGUAUUCAACGUGAAAAAAUUAUCCUAAUUGUAUCCGGUGGUUAUGGCAGAGCAAUCGUACCACGAAUUCAUGAUCUCGUACAAGUAAACUGCAUUUAUGUUUAUUGUGUUGACAAAGCAUAUAAUGAAGCAUGGUCAAAAGAUUAUUCAAAGAUACGAUCAGUGAUUACCAAACGAAAACAGUUAAUCGAUGAAAUUACUGAAGAUCAAAAAUUACGAAAUAUAAUCGAAGAUAUUGUUCCCAUGAGUAUUCUAAAUCGUACAGCAGUAGCUAAAGAAACAACAGCUAAAAAUAUUUCAAAAGAAAUGGGUUCAAUUUUAUGGUUUCAGUUGUUAGUUGAUGUUUUACUACGUAUGACACAUACUGAAGAUGCUAAAAUAGAACUAAUGAAAACAUGGCGUGAAAAUUAUAUUGGAAAUUCUUCUGAAUUACAUAUUAUUAAAGAAUUUGAACGUGAUUAUAAACAAGAGAAAGCUGUUUGGUGGUACACCCGUCAGUCAUCGCUGUAUCGCAUACUGAACAAAGCCUUGAGAGAGCAAUCUAUUGACACGAUAUUUGCAUUUCGAUUUUUUCUAACAGAAUUAUCAGAACAAGUCACACAAUUGUAUUAUAUUUAUAUGAAUCAAUUAAAUUUAUCGAACACAAAAAGUAAUGAUGAAUAUAUUAUUUAUGUUUAUCGUGGACAAGUUAUUGCCAAAGAAGAACUUGAACAAAUGCAAACAAGUAUUGGUGGUUUUAUUUCUAUUAAUAGUUUUUUUUCAACAAGUCGUAGUGAAAGUAAAGCACGAGACUUUGCCAAGCUAUCAGAAAUCACUGACAAGCUUCGUCGUAUUUUAUUUAAAAUUAAAAUCGAUCCGCGUUUACCAACAAAACCAUUUGCUGAUAUUGAAGGUAUAAGUUAUUUUCCAGAUGAAAGAGAAAUCUUAUUCAUGCUAGGAUCAAUAUUUCGUAUCGAUGAAAUCAAUUAUGAUAAUAAUGAUGCAUUAUGGACAAUAAACAUGAGUCUUUGUAGUGAAGAUGAUUUUGAAUUAAAAGAAUUAUUCGCAUAUUUAAAAAAAGAUAUUGGAGAAGAAGCAUCGAUGGUAACAUUGGGUAAUAUACUACUUCAAAUGGGUGAAUAUGAUAAAGCUAAACGAAUAUUUUUACGAAUGAAUCAUCAACAAGGACUUAUUAGUGUUGCAGAGUUGAAAGGAAACUUUUAUUUAGCAAUGAAACAUUAUAAACAUGCUAUUGAUUGUUAUGAACAAGCAUUAAAACUUCGGGGUGAAUCAUUACCUGCAUCACAUCAAGAUAUUGCUAAGAGUUAUAGUUCAAUUGCUAUGCCAUAUGAAUUUUGGAAAACAUAUCCAAAAGCUAUUGACUACUACCAACGAACAAUUAAACAAUAUAGCCGAACAUUGAAAGAUAAUCAUCCAUUGAUUACACAAACUAAAACUAGUUUACUAAAACUUCAACAUCGAACAAAUCAUUAA
Molecule: messenger RNA, 2376 nt
Organism: Rotaria sp. Silwood1
Lineage: Eukaryota; Metazoa; Rotifera; Eurotatoria; Philodinida; Philodinidae
Source: the annotation of a GenBank genome assembly